This is a messenger RNA of Ruditapes philippinarum (Manila clam), 2316 nucleotides long. RefSeq lists its product as uncharacterized. Gene Ontology annotation, molecular function: protein binding. Gene Ontology annotation, cellular component: SCF ubiquitin ligase complex. NCBI's taxonomy places the organism in Eukaryota, Metazoa, Mollusca, Bivalvia, Venerida, Veneridae. Gene Ontology annotation, biological process: SCF-dependent proteasomal ubiquitin-dependent protein catabolic process; positive regulation of protein ubiquitination. The transcript has 2 exons. The record is from RefSeq and is a predicted model, not a curated record. The coding region runs from base 1009 to 2283 and encodes 424 amino acids.
AUGUAUUACCGUUUUAUUAUUGACAGUAGAGCACCGGGAAUGACAGGUGUGCAUUUAAUUUACGGAUGUAUUUACAUGUCCUAUGUUUCAAGUUGAACGCUUUCGAUUUAAUCGUUUAAUAAAGAUACUGGAUUUUGAGUCAGUUCGGUAUUAUUGUGUAACAUGUAGAUUUUUGUCAGUGUCAAUUGUUCAACGUAUAUUACUUAUAAGGGAACUAAUCAAUUUAAAGUGAGUGUCGUGAUUAAGAGAUUCGAGACAGUCUUUCUUGGAGUUUAUCAAAUCAAAAGUGUGCGGAAGAUAAUUAUAAAAUUGUGUUAGAGAUGUCGUCUGCGUUUUAAUAAGUAACCGGUGUCUGUGUUAAUUAAAUGUUAUGAAUAUUUUAUGUAGUUUUAGAGAAAGAGCGGAAACCCCAACUGUUUUGUUAUUUUUGUUAUCUAAGUUGAGAGAAGAUUCAUUAUGGGUCUAAUCUAAGUCUUAUCUUGAUAAAUUGGCAUGUUUUAAUCGACUGUAUUAAACACAAGUCCUUAAAAUCGAUACAGAAAGAAAUAACAAUAUUCAGUGAUAAGCCGGGAAUACGAGAAAAGGCAAAUACACACCUUUGUGUAAAUAAUUCAAAAAACGAAUCUAUAGAACACUUCAUAGUUUAAUGACAGGAACCUAAUGACGUGAAUAAAGAUAGUAUGAGAUCAUUUAUGUAUUGUUAUGAUACAAUCAACUGAUAACUGUGUGAAUAGUUUACUAAAAGUUUAAUCUGACCAGUACUAAACUUUGACUGGUUUAAAGUCGAUAUUAUGGUUUAUUAAAACAUGAAAAAGUUUCGUUUUUAAUUCGGAAAUUAAGACUGGGUCUAGCUGACUCAUUGUUGGUUGGUUUGAGUAGAUUAUUUUACUUAGAUUGUUAAACAUACAUUAACGUUACGAACAAGCUCGUAUGGAGUCAUGAUGAUGCUUUGGUUGAAUUUAAAGAGAGCGACAUGCAAAUUCCGACCAAUUCCAUAAGAAAAACGUCAUGGAAAAUAAUAUCUAUCAGAAUGGGCGUUCCAUUGAGUAUGAGACAGCACCGGUUUUACAUUCAUCAUCAUGUUUCUGUACGAACCACAAACAAGGAGACUUUGACGUCAAAGCCUCCAUAAAUCACGUGGAUACCACCAAUGGGUUUACCAGGGGUAGAAGUAGUUCAAGGUCGGACAAAACUCCUCCACAUACAGAUAUAUUCGCGGAAAUAAACAAUGUGAGUGCGUUUGUGCCGGGUCCAGGUGGGAGCCUGGGGACGGAUAUGUCCGUGUUCAAUCCCCGGGUGCACACACGAGAGUCUUCCAGAGAAAAGCAGCACACAGACUGGAAUGGUGUGAUGCAAGAUUUGUUCUAUAACCUCGAUAAUGUAGAUUUAGAUCCGGUUGUUACGCUGGAAAACACCCAUGAUUCCUCUUCCGGUAUCGCAUCUGACGUCACAAGUUCACACAAUCAAUCAGCGAAGAUGUCUACUUUCAAGGGAGACAAUUCUUCACUAUCAUCAGCAGAUCAUCGGCUUUCAGACUCAUCGUUUGACCGUCAGUUUUCAGAUUCAUCAGUGUCUGUUGAUAGACCGUAUGUGAAGAAAAGACAGGGCGAUGGAAAGUUUCCCUGGGCCUAUACGCAUGGAGCAAAAGUUGCUCAGCAAAAUAGGUCAAAUCUCGAGCGUUCUUACUUGUCGUCUGAUUCUAGUGUACAUUCGGAUUAUCGAACUCCUGUUAUACACAAUAGUGCACCGCCAUCGUAUGAGUAUCACAUACAAAUGAAACAGAUGAGAAAUCAGGGCUUUAAUAAACUCGACUUACAAGAUACCGAUAAGUUAAUGCUCACUGCCGGAAAGGGGAAAUCGAAAGUUCGACCUUCACCCUUUGACCUGAUGACAGAUGACGUCAUCGUGAAAAUAUUUUCAAACUUGCCAACGGACCAAUUAUGUCGGUGUUCAUGCGUCUGUAACAGAUGGUACAGAUUGGCAUGGGAUCCGCUCUUAUGGAAGAAAAUUGUAAUAAAUAAUGAAAAUGUUCAUAUAGAUAGGGCAUUGAAAUAUUUGACUAAACGACUAAGUUAUAACACGCCAACUGUAUGUGUGAUAGUUGAGAAAAUAAACUUGAACGGUUGUGAGAGAUUAACAGACAAAGGCCUGCAUGCCAUUGCCAAAACUUGUCCUGAACUGAGACAUCUGGAAAUCCAGGGGUGCAGUAAUGUCACAAAUACUGCCCUGUUUGAAGUGGUCUCUUAUUGUGUUAAUUUGGAAUACCUUGAUACAACAGGUUAAGUCUUUUUUUUAAAUCUCAAUUCGGAAUUUUCC